GGCGCGUGAACGUGAAGGUAGAAAGAUUGGAGGAAUGCUUUUGAAAAAAGGCUAAUAAUGCAGUCUGUUCCAGCGGCUUCUGCUAGCCAUUGCCCUAGUUGUUUUCAUGAUGUCAGAGUGUUGUAAAGACCUAUUUGCAACGUUAGAGAAAUAUGAACUGGAUGAUCCACUGUUUUCCAAAGAUGAUAUUUUAACAGUAGUUUCUUACAUCUUGUCUUGGCAGCAACGUCAGUGUAAAUGUGUCUUCAGAGACCAGCUGAAUCUCUCUCGGUUGGAAGAUCAACUUCAAAUUCUCAUACAUACCGCUAUUGAGAAUAUUUCAUCUUGGUCGUCAUUCCCGUCUGAAAGCCAUGACGGUCACUCAACUUGGAGUUUGGCGGAGAAAGAAAAACUGUUCCUUUCUGUGGCAAAAAUCUUCCAGAUUCAUUUUCCAUUUUAUCAGGCCAGGCAGAUACCGCUUGUACGACAGGACAUAACAGCGAAAGACUGCUCAAAGUACUGUGAUAUGAGUGUUGGUGAAAUUGCUGAAGCACUUCUGAUAAACAUUGCGUAUUUUUGUGAAAAAGGAGGUCUCACUGCCAUCCGCAAUGCCUUCCAUGAGACAGGCUCUUUGCCUUUUCAUGUAGCACAUCUUCUGAUAAGUAUUGUUUGUCAGCUACGUGUAUGGUUUAGUGUCCAGGCAAUUGUGCAGUACAUUGUUCCACUCAGAGGUCCAGUUAUCAGGUACCUCUGUCAACUCUCUGAUAAGGAUUUAAGACAGCAGGAUGGAUGGGCAAUGGCUGAUUCAAUGUGGAAUGGAGUGAAAGGACCUGCUGAUUCAAUGCCAAUAUUUGAUAGCUUUACAUUAGACAGCAUGGAUUUGGCUUUUAAAUACUUCACUUCCUCAACCCUAACAGUCCGUCUAGCAGGCCUUAGUCAGAUAGCAAAUCAAGUGCAUAUGUUCAUGGAAAUCUUUCAGACCAGUGCAGUUGGCAAGGGUGACAGCAUAAACAGUGAACUUUCGCAGUGGCUGGUUGAUAAUAAUGUCAUUGAACACCUGUUUGGACCAAAUCUUCAUGUUGAGCUCUUGAAACAGUCUCAGAUCAUCCUCAACUAUCUUGCACAAGAGACUUGUAUUACUACUCAACAUCUAGAUUGUAUAUGGGCUGCUGCACAGCUAAAACAUGCCAGUCGGUAUGUCCAUGAUUUACUGACUGUCUUGACCAAACACCUUGAGAUGUCUUCCAUCUUAUAUCUACUGGACUUGGUAUCUAGAUUGCAUCCCUCUAUGCACACAAAGCAAACACUAUUCCUGGCUUCAUUGCUGCUAAGAAUAAUUUGGAGUUCUGCCCUGACUCCAGAAGCAUCAAAGUCUUGUGUUGAACAUGUAAAUAGUCCAGUACACGGUUGUGUAGAUAAUGGAGGUGCCACAUCUGCUGCAUUAGCAGCAGCAAUGCAGAGAAAGUUUCGACAACAUGGAGGAAGCAUGAGCCAAAGUAGCAGUAGAAGUAACAGUUUAAGUGAAAUCAGCAUUGAUGGUGAUCAAAGAGAGGAGUCUCAAAGAAAAUUUAUAGAGCUUCAAACUCAAGAUCUAGAAAUGGAUGUAGCUACCUGCGAGCCUUCCGUUCCUGGAAACUUUGACACACCUCACCAAUAUAAAGAUAUUGAUAGUAACAGUUGUACCAACAGCCAUGCAAGCUCCUUGUCUGACAGACGUGACUUAGAAGACUUUGAUGGGGAGGAUGUAGAUGACGACCUAAGCCAACUCAAAGCAGUUGCUGCACUUCGAAAUGUCCAGCAUAGUCACCAUGGAACGGAGAAGGGGUUUGACCUCACUACUGUUUGCCAGGAAGGGAAAACACUCUUGUGGGAUUUAUUGCAAGAUGAAAAUGCUAUUCAUUUAGAAGAUGGUCUAAUCCAGGAAGCAGAAAAGUUGCUUUGUCAGUUGAUCUGUUAUACAGGAGAAAAGAAAAUAAGGAUGACAUUUAUUGAAGGUUGUGUAGCUAACCUGGUUAAUGAAAGGUCAGUAGUAAUGUCUCUUCAGCUUCUGCCAAAGUUGUUCAGUUCUUUCCAACAGUAUGUUAAUAACAGCUAUGGACCUCAUUGGGUUACAAAGUGGACAGUUUCAGAACUAGAUGUGAUGGAUUUAUUUUUCAAAAACCUUGAGGUGUAUAUGGCUAAUGUAGCUAACAAGAAAACACCACCAUGUGCAUUGUACAGCCACAAAGAGGAGGUUCAAGCUAGACUUCAGUUCCUUUCAUCAAUAUAUUCAAAUGAGCUUUCCAAGCCUGAAUUUGGUCUUAGUCUAGACCAAGUAGAUACAUUAUGGUCAACUUUGGUCAAUGACAAACAGUGUUCAGAUGAAGCUUUAGAAUGGUUUGUACAGCAAGCACAAAGUAAAGAUCUACAUGCCCUCAGUCUUGAGGCUCUUAGUUAUAUCUUUACUGAAAAGCUUCCAUUAAUUGGUCCUCAAGCAUUUACCAUGACAGGACUGACAUUGUUACAGCAGCUCUUCAAGAUGUUUGAUAACUCGAGCAUGAAACCAGAAAGUCCAUCUACUGUKUAUGGUAUUGAUCAGUUAUGGAAUAUUGCUGUCCAGGCACAGUCCCUGGAAGUUAGCAUGGCAGCAAUUAGCUAUUUGAACACUCUCUAUAUCAAUGCUGAAGGAGGAAGUCUGAAGUUAGAAGAUGAAUUUGUUAUUCGAUGCAUAUGUAGUAUAAGAGAGGCAACUAAAGAUAUCUCUUCUGAAUUUAAAAACAACAAGCUACAAAUUAUAGAGAGAGGAAUAACACUUUUAAAGAGCCACAUAGAAUCAUUCAAAAAAAGGUUUGCUUUCCAUCUUCGCUUGUGGUUACUUGAUGGCCAAGGAAUAACCUGUCAUCGACAAAAGAUGCAACACACAUCAGAGAAGCAUUAUCCUAUAAGGGUGAUGUGCCAGCCUGCUGGCCUGUCUGACAAGGGAACUUUUAAAAUGCAUUUAUCUGAUCUGGUGUCAGAGUUGAGAGCUGAAGUAACCUUCUGGUGUCAAAAGCUACAAGAAAGAAUCAAGUCAGAAAACCAAGGAGAGGGAACUUCACAGCAUUCCCCUUUGUCUCCCUUCUCUCCACAACUACAUCCUCCUUUUAGGUUAAUCUCACAAGGGCAUGAACUAACACCUGAUCUUGAUGAAAAGACUCUUGCUGAUGUUGGUUUUAAAGAUUUGCAGCUUGUGUUUGUAUCAGUUGGUGCAAUAAGAAGGGAAAAUUAUCACAGUGACAAUCAAAUACCUUCUUCUUCCCUACCCCCUCCUAAGUGGGACAAUGCGCCAAUGGUGAUUCUGCUUCAGGACAAGCAUUUUGAUGAACUGUUUUCAUUUCUUGAAGUCUUUGAUAAACUUAAUGUUAAAAAAGAAAGCAGUGAAAGCAAAAAGGAUGAUGAAAGAGAAAUAGAUCUUGGUGAUGGUACGGAUAAUACACCUGAUCAAAGUCAAGCUCAGCAUUUAUGUCAGCUAAUGUGGGAACUCCUUUGUCUUUUACCCACAAACCCUUCAGUAUAUAACAGAUUAAAGUAUUUUGAGAAGUUCCUGACAUCUGGAGAAGAUGAAUGUUGCAAAUCGGAUUCAUAUCAAGAGUUUUUAGUUCCUUGGAGCAACCUACUAAAUCCUCUUCAUCCGCAUAAACUUUUAUACUGUCUUCAAGUUGUUGAUCUAAUCCACUUCUCAAGUGGGGAAAAGCAUCUGCAAUUAUCUCAUUCCUCUAAGUCAAGCAGUGAGUCAUCAGAUACCUCUGAUGAAGAAAGUGAGAAAUCUGCACAUGUAUUAACUUGGGGAUCAAGAUUUGUUGAGUUUGGAGGACUUCAACAUCUGUAUAACACAUUAAUGUAUGGUCAUCUUGAAGUUGGUAAAUGUGGAGACUUAUGGACGCCUUGGCAAGAAGAAUGCCUAGCAUAUUUAUUGAAGCUAAUUUGUGAAUUUGGAACAAUCAAAAGUGAUGAUGAUGAAGAUGAGGUUUUUAGCUCAACAGAUGCUGAUCAACUUGUGCAGCAUUUCCAACAUAGGGAUGGAAAGUUCAGAGUACGUUAUAAGAGUACCGACAAAGAGGAAACUAUUUUUAUUAAGAGUUUAUCCCAACAAUUGAUGGCCAUGGUAGAUGUAGAACCAUUGUUAGAUCAACUAAUAGCAAUAUCCCAACAGUCAACCCUACAGAUCCAUACAGGUGUACAGAAAGGAGUUAGGGGAGGGGAGGUUGUUCAUAAUGCAGUGUCUUUGUUGGUAUCAUGGGCUUACACAGAUUCUAAUGUAGUUGGUGCUUUAUUAAACCACAAGAAUUUUAAACCUUGGCUUAAGCAGCUAGUUCUCCUUGCAAGGGAGUCUGUUGUGCGAUGUGAAGCCUGUCGUGGUCUUUACAAGUUAAGCCUGAUUAAGGAUACAUCCUGUUUGAUGGAGUUGAUGGAUGCACUUUUAGAGUUUCUACCACUAGCACAGAGUAAAGCUACUGCUACCAGUCAAUGCAGAGACUCUGAUUCAACUGCACAAGAGUAUUUUUCAAUACUAUGCAGACUUGUUGAUGGUCUUCCAGUUAAAGAAGGUAGCAAGGAUCAUGGCAUUGACCUUAACUCACUGGCUAAUUUGCUGUCUGACUAUAUCAUGAAAAGCAAUUCUAGCUCUAAGAGUCAUUCUCGUCAGGAAGAGGAAGGACUUUGUGGUAUGCUUAAGUUGUGUACAGCAGUCAUGAGGCAUAACCCUCUUUUCAAAUACUCUGAGAAGGGACUGGCAUUUUUACAUGAUAUUUUUUCAACCUGUCUGUUUGAUUUGCCAAGUGAUUGCUAUGACAACAAGGGCAUACCAUUGUGCAAGUAUAAGUCAUCWAGGAAGUCAGCAUAUGAUCUGCUGUUAGAGAUGGUCAAGGAAUCUAAAGAGAACUUUUUAGAGCUGCAGAAACUGAUGGCCAGGCAUCAUAGACCSGGUAACUCUCGCUUUCAAGGUGGAAGAAAGCACAACUCUUAUGGCUGGCAUUACUGGCCUCAUGAGAAUGAAAAAGCAACAUGUGGUCUUGUGGGAAUAAUCAAUCUUGGAGCCACAUGUUAUAUGGCAUCAUGUAUCCAACAGUUGUUUAUGAUGCCAAAAGCAAGAGCUUCUAUCCUCAAUGCAAAGAUGACUGGUGAAGCUAGAAAUGAUCAUUUCUUGAAAGAACUCCAAAAAAUGUUUUGCUUUUUAAUGAUGAGUGAGCGCAAAGCACAUAACCCUCGUUCAUUUUGUCGCACUUACACAAUGGACAAACAACUGAUAAAUACAGGUGAACAAAAGGACAUGACAGAGUUUUUUACAGACUUGAUCAGCAAACUAGAAGAUAUGUCACCAUCACUGAGAAAUUUGGUCAGGGAAUUGUUUUGUGGAGUCAUUACAAACAACGUAGUGUCCUUGGACUGUUCACAUGUUAGCAAGACUAAAGAAGAGUUUUAUUCAGUCAGAUGUACUGUGGCUGAUAUGAAGAAUCUCUAUGAAUCGCUUGAUGAGGUGACCAUUAAGGAUACAUUAGAUGGUGAUAAUAUGUAUACCUGCUCACAGUGCUGCAAGAAAGUCAGGGCAGAAAAAAGAGCAUGUUUCACUGUUUUACCGAGAAUCCUGUGUUUUAACACAAUGAGGUACACAUUCAACAUGGUAACUAUGAUGAAGGAAAAAGUCAACACUCAUUUCUCAUUUCCUCUUCAACUAAAUAUGGCUCCUUACUCAGAGGAGUAUUUAAUGGGAGACAGGCCAGAUCAAGAUCCUGAGAAAGACACAGACUAUUGGUACAACCUAAUAGGUGUUGUAGUGCAUACUGGGACAGCAGAGGGAGGUCACUACUACAGUUUUAUUCGUAACCGUUCUAACUCACAACAAGACCAGUGGUUCUUGUUUAAUGAUGCAGAAGUCAAGCCUUUUGAUCCAUCACAGAUUGCUAGUGAAUGCUUUGGUGGAGAAAUGACAACCAAAACAUACGAUGUUGUAUCAGAGAAGUUUAUGGAUCUUUCUUUUGAGAAGACUCACAGUGCUUACAUGCUUUUCUAUGAGCGUAACAGUCCAAAUACACAAGUUGAGGAAGUGCCACCUGUAACCUUGAGUCCUGAUCUCGCUGACUGGAUAUGGCAAGAUAACAUCCAGUUUCUACAUGACAAACACAUCUUUGAUACAACCUACUUCAACUUUAUUUGGCUACUUUGCAGCAGUAUUCCUCCAACACUUCCUGACAACCAAGAARUUAUCUURUCUAAUAUUAAACUCAGUACAUCAUUCUUGUUGGAAACUCUUGUUCAUUCAAAAGAGAAGCUUUUGUUAAAGAACUGGUCUGAAUUAUUGGUGGGUCAUCUUGAGAGCAGCAGCAGUGCGUGUGAGUGGUUCUUGAAUAUGCUGUCUGUUGAUGAUUGGUGGCUACAGCAGAUGUUUGUCAAAUGUCCAGUGCAGACAAUUAGACAUAUGUUUGCAAGGCUUUGUGUGCAUGCUAUUCAAGCUUUUCGACCUUUCUACAUCAAUACURAUGAGAAUGAAUCUGAAGCAGUGCAGAUUGACAGAGGGCCUUUCUCUUAUGUCAUUCAGUUUAUCAAAGCUAUUCUUAAACUGCUUGAUCUCCAUAAUAUCCGUUCUCAUCUCAAGAAUCUAUCAGAGUUGUUUGGUUUUUUGCAUCAGUUUGCUUUAAUUGGACAAGAAGAGCGCGAGUUCCUAUUAACUAUAGAAGCCAUAUCAACUAUGAUUCACUUCUAUCUAAAGACCAAGACACCUGAAACAAUUGUUGAACCAAGUACAGAUGAUGAUGAUGAUGACAUAGAUGAUGAUGAUGAUGACAUUGUUCCUCUUCUGCCUGAGGACAAGUACCGUGGAAGUUCRCUAGAGAAAAUGGUAUCCUUGAUUGCUGUGUUGGUUGAAGCAUCGUGGAGAGAAAGGCAAUUAAAUCUCUCUAAAAAUGAUAUAGAUGCUCUUGUGGGUGGCAAGGAGAUCAAGGGCUUGACAUUCUUGUUUCAAGUAAUUAAAGAUAAUGUUAAUCUACGACAUACAGCAAACCUUGUGUUGAGCCUUUGUAGAUAUAACAACAAAUUAGCUGAAAAUAUUGUUUCAAUGCUGAUUGCUUCUGUACAAAAGCUGCCAUCCGAGCAAUCACAGGCUUUUUUUAAGCUUCUGUCAAUGCUUACUGAGCUSCAAGGGGGUCCACCAGGUUUACCAUCUUUCACUAACCUUACCUUGUCAAGAAUAUGGGAGGCUGCCGAGUACAACGCUAUGCUCUGUCUCGACUGGCUAACUCUUAUUGCACCAAAGAACAAAAUGGCUCAUCAGUGGGUAUUAGAKAACAUGGAUAAGUGGGUUGAGAAGUACCUCAUUGCUGAUAACAAUCCUCGCAUUAGAAAUGCAUCGGCGUGUCUUUUGGUCUCACUUGUACCYAGUAAUCACUUUCGUUUAGGAUUUAGGACAAGGAGCUUUACUACUCCUCACAAAGACCUUCAGCUAACCGAAGAGGCUAGAAAUAUCCUGCAUAAGAUCUAUUCUACGUUACUUGAACUGUUAUCAACUGCUAGAAACUACUGUGAUCGAACGAUGCAAACUACAACUAAACUGGUCAGCUUUUUUGCAGUUUUGAAUUACUGCCUCGUGUCCAAGACAGAGAAAGAAAUGUUCACACCGUAUUCUCUUGAUUUGUGGAGACUAUUUCAUCCUCUGAUGUCAGAACCCAAUAUUUCAGUACACCACAACAAACAGGCUCUGUUGCUGUUCUGGUUUCAUUCCUGUAGAGACUGUGAGACCAACAUAGCCUUUAUUACUGACACUCCGCAAGUAUCGUCUAACAUCGCUCUCAAUUAUAUUCUCUCAAGUGAUGAGCCCGAGGUGAUCAACUUCAACCGUAAYGUUCUUCCUGCGUAUUACGGAUUGCUGCGGUUAUGUUGCGAACAUUCGCGUUCCUUUACAAGGCAGCUUGCCGUUCAUUCUAACAUGAGAUGGGCUUUUGAACACCUUACAUCACGGGUUAAUCAUUAUCCCCAGGCUAUUGAAGAGUUGUUUACAUUAAUGAGGCUAUUUGCUGGUCACGGUCAAAUGGACUUAACUGCCGAAGAGAAGACAGCUACAGCAAACUUCAGGAAGAAUACCAUAAUAUUGUAUUUGAACUGUCUUGACGGGGUUUCUCACUGGACAACUCUAGUCACGGCAUUCAAGAUACUUCUACAAUCAGAAGAAGAUCGAUUAACAGUCCUAGUGAAUCAAGGUUUACUUACACUCUCUGAUGCAAUCACAACUCUUCACAUGAUGUAUCAUGAGGCUACAGCUUGUCACGUGACAGGUGAUCUUCGAGAGGUCCUUAAUAUUCUUAAAGAGGUUCUACUCUGUUCGCAAAGCCAUAUGAAAAAAGCAGAAGUUCGUAGUAGUAUUCUUGGUUGGUCAGAUAAAAUGGAGAUAGCGCAAAAGCUGUUAUCAUUGUUGAAUUCCUACACCCCGAAAGAACUCCACUCGUCAUGCAUUGAUGUGCUACGUGCCAUUUUAGUGCAGUAUCCGAGUGAGUGUGGCGAUGUCCUUAUUCCUUUCAUACAUAACUCACAUUGCAAUUGGCAUCAAAGCACUCAACAGCCGAUAUUGGGGCCAUACUUUCCUCGCAGACAUACUAAAGUCAUCGUUAGCAGCAAGUCUUUACCUCGUCCUACUGUCCCAGAACUCAAUAUGUUCCUACACCCGAGUUUCCUCGAAACACCAAAGGGUGUUGAUGAAACGUAUGACAAAGCGGUAUCAACUUAUUAUCAGCCCUACCAUUUCUUUGCGGACAAGCUUAUCCGUGUUGGCUUUAACCAAGAUCGAGUCAGUGAGGCCUGUAUCAGUCUUAGUUGUUUGCUGGCAAUAGAAGCAAUACCUUUACAUUUUCACUACUUCGCAAAAUUGUGGUCAGAAGUUUACCAAAAAUCCGGCGAGCACGCAAAGUAUAAAGAAUAUAUACAGCAACUUUGUCAACGGCAAGAAUUUAUUGAGUACAUCGAUUCAAUUCUCCUGGAGGAACGAGAAUGCCUUAAUGUUCAAGAAAUAUAUUCCUUUUUUUGCUGUAUGUUUCCCAGAGUACAUGCAGUUGUGCUGAAGAACCAAUGGAAGAAUCUGGUUCAUACACUAGUUACAGCAGUCAUAGCCGACCAGCCAGCAGCCGCUGGAGCAAACGACGAAGAACUGUUACAGAUAGCAAGRCGAAUCACUGCGGACUUACGCGUGAUGAGUUUGUUGUUCACUGUAUCUCCACCAAAGAAGUCAGACGUUAGCAGUUUACUUUUACCAAGUUUAGAAAAUUUAUUGUCAAUAUGUAAAAAGCACCAAAAUCGAAAGCAAAAACGCCUAAAAAUUCGUGUAACAAGUUUAGAACAAGAAACAAAAGCGGGAAACUCCGUGAACCCACAAUGCCCUAGUGAAACAAGCGAUGCACCGCAAAAGAAAAAGCGUCGAAAAACGAUGGACAGUGACGAUGAUAAUGGCAAUUCGCCUAACCCUGGGACUAGCGGGGAGUCGAGCACUUCAAAGACUAGUACCUCAAAGACUGACGACGGUGUUGCAGCCACACCCACUCCUCCUAGGCCUAAGCUGCACCCCCUUCUCGGUACCAGGCCUUCGUUAGACUGGGUUGAUCAUCUAGCUAAGGCAGUUCAUACUGCAAUACAAAAAGUUCCCAAAUAACUGGGAAACACAUAAAUUGAAAUGCCAGAGAAUUGUUAUCCUGGUCUGUAAGUAGAAAAGUCGUUAUAUGAGGAAAGCAGUUUUGUUUUAGACAUGAAUAGAUUUUUUUUAUUGACACGCUUUCCAUGUGAUGGCGAUUCGUUGGUGACAAUUGCCAUCAAUGUAGAAAAUUAAGUUAAUAUAGUGGAAUGGUUUGUAAUGUCUUCUUUUGGCCUUACGGCAUCCAAAAUAAAUAAACAAAAAAAAAAGUAAGUAAAUAAAUGUGUACGUAUAUGAA
Messenger RNA from Exaiptasia diaphana, 9902 nucleotides. Its product is annotated as ubiquitin carboxyl-terminal hydrolase 34. The record is from RefSeq and is a predicted model, not a curated record. Gene Ontology annotation, molecular function: cysteine-type endopeptidase activity; cysteine-type deubiquitinase activity. Bases 107 to 9625 code for a protein of 3172 amino acids. Gene Ontology annotation, biological process: protein deubiquitination. Lineage: Eukaryota; Metazoa; Cnidaria; Anthozoa; Actiniaria; Aiptasiidae. The transcript has 69 exons. Gene Ontology annotation, cellular component: cytosol; nucleus.